This is a messenger RNA of Misgurnus anguillicaudatus (oriental weatherfish), 663 nucleotides long. The record is from RefSeq and is a predicted model, not a curated record. Lineage: Eukaryota; Metazoa; Chordata; Actinopteri; Cypriniformes; Cobitidae.
UGGGCUAGCUGACGUAACUUCUUUAGCUGACGUAAUUUCCUUUGUUGACGCUACAAGGCUGACGUGGUACUAACAAGAUGAACAGAGGCGGAAACGGUUUGGCUGAUCAGAUGACCCUUCACACCGAUUCUUCUCUCCCUUCAUCCCUCAAUACCAACAUGGACAACAAUGGGAACCUUCCCACCCCGGAACCACUCAUGAUGAAGCCCUGGCAUGAACAGGUCAGUCAGGACCUGAGGGACCACUUAGUCCACAAGCUAGUUCAAGCCAUAAUCCCCACACCAGACCCUGCAGCACCGAAAGACAGACGCAUGGAUAACAUGGUCGCUUACGCUCGUAAGGUCGAAGGGGACAUGUUUGAGUAUGCCAACAGCAGGGAUGAGUAUUACCAUUUACUGACUGAGAAGAUCUACAAGAUCCAAAAGGAGCUGGAGGAGAAGAGGAGGUCCAGGUGCAAUCAUGUUCCACAGCAGCCUGGCCACCAAGCCAUCACACCACCAAGGAUGGGACAGUUUAAUCCUGUCAUAAUGCCAGACGUACAGAUGUCUCAGCAAGCAUUAAUGGAUCUCACGAUCACUGAUUAGGCCAACUUCUCAUUAACCCACAUUAGACAAAUAUGCAUAUAACUGCCUGCAUUAAACCUGUCUGUUAUGAAGCAAAAUA